Molecule: messenger RNA, 687 nt
Organism: Odontomachus brunneus
Lineage: Eukaryota; Metazoa; Arthropoda; Insecta; Hymenoptera; Formicidae
Exons: 2
Coding region: 1-687 (228 amino acids)
Molecular function (GO): nucleic acid binding
Source: RefSeq, a predicted model, not a curated record
AUGAGUCGUCGUGUUAAUCGCGCCGACGAACCUCAUCUCGAUCUCAGUCACGUCCGCGAAACGGAUACCUCGGCGAUCUUAUAUAUGGCCUUCGCGCUGGGCGUUCGCGAAAUUAUUCGGUUCUUCGGGUACCCGAGAUCGACCGUAUAUGACGUUGCGGCUAAAUAUUUGGCUUCGGAGACGUCCGAAAAAGGUUCUGCCAACCCGACAAGGAAGAGCCAUUCGAAAGAAAAGUCAGUAAGGACUCCAGCAAUUAUCGAAAGAGCUCAAGAGCUCAUCUCAGAGGACCCAGGGCUGUCUCUAACGAAAUUGGCCAAAACAUUGGGUGUGAGUGACACUACAAUGCGUCGAAUUGCUGAAGAGGACCUACGCUUCAAGUCCUAUGUAAUAAAAGUUCGACAAAUGCUCUCUGAGGCUGCCAAGAUGAACAGAGUUGCUCGCUGUAACUUGCUUCUGUGUUCGUUUUGGCCUCCGAACAGUCCAGAUUUGAAUUCGUUGGACUAUUAUGUGUGGAGCGUCAUUGAACGAGUGACCAACAAGUCAAGACAUCCCAAUGUGACAUCUCUCCAAACCGCUAUCGAAGCAGCAUUCGCCAAUAUAGACAAGGACGCGUUGCAGAGAGCGUGCCAGCGCUUCAGGAUGAGGAUCGAUGCAGUCAUCGAAGCAAAAGGGGGUUAUAUAGAGUAA